Molecule: messenger RNA, 1538 nt
Organism: Elaeis guineensis (African oil palm)
Lineage: Eukaryota; Viridiplantae; Streptophyta; Magnoliopsida; Arecales; Arecaceae
Product: E3 ubiquitin-protein ligase SINAT5
Biological process (GO): multicellular organism development; ubiquitin-dependent protein catabolic process
Cellular component (GO): cytoplasm
Molecular function (GO): ubiquitin protein ligase activity; protein binding; zinc ion binding
Source: RefSeq, a predicted model, not a curated record
GGGGAAAAAAUUAAAAAGGCCUUUAUUAGCCGCUCCAAUAUUUUUAGGCCGGAGGAGUUCCUUCUGUUGGUACCACCAUUGUAACACCAAUCCCAUCAUUACCUGUUACCAAACAACCCCAUAAAUAACAAGCAAACAUGGCCAUCAGAAUAUAGCAAGAAUUUCGUACUCCAUCCUCCAAUCGCAGUAAGUUUCCACCUCUACAACCUCCCUGCUAUUUCUUUAAUCUCAUUCGACGGUUAUCCGUUCACCCCCGGUAACCCGGAGCCACGCAAGGAGGGAAAGAAAGCCAAGAAGGGCACCGUCUUUGUUCUUCGGCGAGAGGGAACGAGGAAAGAAGGGAAGAGGAGAGGAGAAGGAGCGAGAGGGACGAGGUCUCGAUCUCUCUCGCUCUCUCUCUCUAUCUCUCUCUCUUGGAGAAAUGGAGUUGGAUAGUAUCGAGUGCGUGUCGUCGUUGGAGGAGAUGGACGAGGAGAAGGCGGCCCUGCUCCAUCACCACCUAUCCUCGAAGCCCCAUUCCGGUGGGGUCAAGGCGAGGAUCUCUGCGGCCGCAACUAGCGUCCACGAGCUUCUUGAGUGCCCCGUCUGCACCAAUUGCAUGUACCCUCCGAUCCACCAGUGCCACAACGGGCAUACACUGUGUUCAGAAUGUAAAAUAAGGGUACACAACCGCUGCCCUACUUGUAGACAGGAGCUUGGAGACAUCAGGUGUUUAGCAUUGGAGAAGGUGGCAGAAUCACUUCAGCUUCCGUGCAAGUAUAGCUCGCUAGGUUGUCCAGAAAUCUAUCCAUAUUACAGCAAACUCAAGCAUGAAGCUCAGUGCGACUUCAGACCAUACAACUGCCCAUAUGCAGGUUCUGAGUGCCCUGUGGUAGGAGACAUUCCUUUCUUGGUUACACAUUUAAGGGAUGACCAUAAAGUAGACAUGCACAGUGGAUGUACGUUCAACCAUCGGUAUGUGAAGUCCAAUCCACGAGAGGUUGAAAAUGCUACCUGGAUGCUGACUGUCUUCAACUGUUUUGGGCAGUACUUCUGCUUACACUUUGAGGCAUUCCAGCUGGGGAUGGCCCCAGUAUACAUGGCAUUUCUGCGCUUCAUGGGUGAUGAGAAUGAAGCAAGAAAUUUCAGCUAUAGUCUUGAGGUUGGGGCCAAUGGCAGAAAGCUAAUAUGGGAAGGCACCCCCCGAAGCAUCCGUGACAGCCACCGCAAAGUGCGGGACAGUCAUGAUGGCCUCAUAAUCCAGAGAAAUAUGGCACUCUUCUUCUCUGGGGGAGAUAGGAAAGAGCUGAAGCUGCGGAUUACGGGUCGCAUAUGGAAGGAGCAACAAAACCCUGAUUCUGGAGUGUGCAUACCCAAUCUCUGUAGCUGAAACAAGUCCAUCUGUAAAAUUUGCAUCUCUCGAAUCCACCUUUUGUGUCAGUGUUAUCUUCGUUACUUGUUGGUAACAUUGUUUUCCAUUUUAUGUUUAAAUUAAGGAUAGAGGGAGAGAUGUUGUGAAUUCUCUAAUAACAAGAUUUAAGUUGUGAAUUGUCUAAAAA